This is a messenger RNA of Schistocerca americana (American grasshopper), 885 nucleotides long. Its product is annotated as ankyrin repeat domain-containing protein 65-like. Gene Ontology annotation, cellular component: nucleus; cytoplasm. Gene Ontology annotation, molecular function: protein binding. The coding region runs from base 156 to 785 and encodes 209 amino acids. Lineage: Eukaryota; Metazoa; Arthropoda; Insecta; Orthoptera; Acrididae. The record is from RefSeq and is a predicted model, not a curated record. The transcript has 3 exons.
CGCCCCGUGACGUCAUCGCCGGGUGGGGGCAGCCGCGCGCCCCGGCUGUCUGUGCGGCCCAGUUGUGUCGCUCCGUUGCCAGGCGUGUAGCAGCGUGCGGCUCAGUCCAGCCUCUCGGCGAGACCACCAGAGACAGCCCACCAGCCGCCACACAGAUGAGGCCUGCCACCACCACCACUGCCACCACCGCCGCCCCCGCCGCCGACAUCUCUGCCAGCGCACCUCGCCAGACACCUGCUGCUGCACGGCCCACGACUCCUCAACCUGAUGAGGCCACUGUCUCUCGCAUGCGGAGGCUCUCUGCAAAGACGAGAAACAUGAGGCUGGUCCAUGCGGCUGGGAAGAGGGCAGUGGGGCAGCUGAGGGCGCUGCUCGCCGCUGGGGCAGACGUGGGGGCGAGGGCCGGGCUGGAGGGGCGGACCGCCCUGCACUGGGCAGCGCGCAGGGGAGACGUCGAGGCGGCGAGGCUGCUGCUGGAGGCAGGGGCGGCGGUGGACGCCAGGGAGAUCAAGGGCAAGCAGAGGACGCCUCUGCACCUGGCUGCAGAGCAGGGAGGCGCCGCUGUCGCGCGGCUGCUGCUGCGGGCGACCGCCGACCCCAACGCCAGAGAUUGCAGAGGGUGGAGGCCUCUGCAUCUUGCAGCAGCCUAUGGCAAGGCAGAAGUGGCGGCUGCGUUGCUCGACGCGGGGGCCGACAGGGGGGCCACAACUGGUGAUGAUGGGGAGACAGCACUGGAGAUCGCCAGGGAGUCGGGCUACAGGCGGGUGGUGGAGAUGCUGUCAUGAGGCAGCCAGUACAACGAACUCUGUGCGAGAAAAGAGAACUGAAACAAUUUGUAGAAGAGCAGUAUUCACAAUUUUUUAAAUAAAGAAGCAAAUAACUCAA